UUCAGGCUGUGUGCGGCGGCGGCGGCGGCAGCGGCGGCGGUAGCAGCGGCGGCAGCGGCAGCAGCAGCAGCGGAGGAGGCGGCGGCGACGGCCGGACGGGGAUGGAGGGAGUGAGGAGCAGAGCCAGAGGUGAACAAUGACUAUAGUUGACAAAGUAUCUGAAUCUUCCAACCCAUCAGCUUGUCAGAAUCAACCUGGCAGCUCUGUGGCACCUUCACUCGGAGACAUGGACUCAGGCUCUGCAAGUUGGGGAGCUGUAUCUUCUUUGACAGACAUCCCCAAACACAAAAUUUCUUUAGGACCAGUACCUGGUGCUGCGAUUUAUUCUAAUUCAUCUAUAUCCGACAAACCAAAGCCAUCAGCACAGAAAGAUCAAUCUACAGGUGAUGGCAUUGCACCUCCACAGAAGGUCCUUUUUCCAGCCGAAAAAAUUUGCCUAAAGUGGCAACAAUCUCACAGAGUUGGAGCUGGGCUCCAAAAUCUGGGCAAUACGUGUUUUGUCAAUGCUGCAUUGCAGUGUUUAACAUAUACGCCACCUCUUGCCAAUUAUAUGUUAUCUCAUGAACACUCCAAAAUAUGCCAUGAGCAAGGAUUUUGUAUGAUGUGUACCAUGCAGGCCCAUAUUACCCAGGCACUCAAUAAUCCUGGUAAUGUCAUCAAACCAAUGCCAGUCAUCAAUGAUCUUCGACGUAUAGCUAAACACUUCCGUUUUGGAAACCAGGAAGAUGCCCAUGAAUUUCUUCGAUACACUGUUGAUGCAAUGCAGAAAGCAUGCCUGAAUGGCAGCACUAAAUUGGACCGGCACUCCCAGGCUACCACACUUGUUUGUCAAAUAUUUGGAGGCUACCUGAGAUCUCGAGUAAAGUGUAUGAACUGCAAAGGAGUUUCUGAUACCUUCGAUCCAUACCUUGAUAUUCCACUGGAAAUAAAGGCUGCCCAGAGUGUCAACAAAGCCUUGGAACAGUUUGUGAAACCUGAGCAAUUAGAUGGAGAAAAUUCCUAUAAAUGUAGCAAGUGUAAAAAGAUGGUUCCAGCUUCAAAGAGGUUUACUAUACAUAGAUCAUCUAAUGUUCUUACCUUAUCUUUGAAACGUUUUGCGAAUUUCAGUGGUGGAAAAAUUGCUAAGGAUGUAAAAUAUCCUGAGUAUCUUGAUAUUCGACCAUAUAUGUCUCAACCAAAUGGAGAACCAAUUAUUUAUGUUCUAUAUGCAGUGUUAGUGCAUACUGGUUUUAGCUGUCAUGCUGGUCAUUACUACUGUUACAUAAAGGCUAGUAAUGGACAAUGGUACCAGAUGAAUGAUUCCAUUGUUUCUACCAGUGACAUCAGAUCAGUGCUUAACCAGCAAGCUUAUGUCCUCUUUUAUAUCAGGUCCCAUGAUGUGAAAAAUGGAGGUGAACACACUCAUUCCAUUCAUACUCCAGGACAGUCUUCUCCUCGACCGGUGAUUAAUCAGCGGGUAGUCAAUAAUAAACAGACUGUGUCAGGCUUUAUUGGACCACAACUUCCUCCUCAUAUGAUAAAGAAUUCUAAUCACUUAAAUGGGACUGGACCAUUGAAAGAAACUCCAAGCUGUUCUGUGGCAAGUGCUAGUAACUCUAAUUUAAACAGAGCAAGUCCUGCUCCUGCUUCAACUUCUAUUCAAAAUUGGACAGUUAACAGACCCUCAAUUAUUCCUGAGCCUCCCAAGAAGCAAAAAAUCACUAUCAGUAUUCAUAACAAGUUGCCUGUUCGACAAGGUCAGUCUCAACCUACUCUUCACAACAAUUCUUUAGAAAACCUCAGCAAGUCCAUUCCCUCAUCUACCAUUACUAAUUCUUCUGCAUUACAAUCUACCUCAAAUGCAUCGACAAUGUCAGUUGCUACUAAAGUAUCAAAACAGAUCACACCUAGUGAAUCUUGUUCCAAGCCAGUAAUGAAUGGCAAGUCCAAGCUCACCUCCAGUGUGCUGGUCCCUUAUGGUGCAGAGUCUUCAGAAGAAUCUGAUGAGGAGUCAAAGGGACUGGGUAAGGAGAAUGGCCAUGUAAAACCUCUGAAUGGACUUCUGACUGGAAAUGGAGUUGGCCUGCUCCCAAACACUUGUUCUUCCUGUCAAGAUGCUGAAGAUGAUGAGGCUUCUCAUCAUGAACUGCCAGAAACUGUGACAGUAAAUGGUGCUAAUAGUAUAGAGAAUAGUGAACCUAAAGAAAAUGGACUGUCAUUUGAUGAUCCCACUUGCCAAGUCAAGCCUGCUAAACAUUCAGAAAAUCCCUUUUCUAAGACAAACGGAUUACAUGGAAAGUUGAUGCCUACUCCUUUGCCUCCACUCCCAGAAGACAGAAUUGUAGAGUCUUUCAGAUUCAGCAACAAAUUAAAAAACUUGACUGAUGAUAUAAGUUCAACUGGAAAUGAGAAACCACCUGAAGAAGAACUUGGUACAGAAGUUGUGGUUGGUAGCAACAGUUCAGCUUCCUAUGAACAACUAGAUAAAGUUACUUCAAGUCUUAGCUGCAAAAUAAAGAAUACCUUUUCACCCUCAGAUCCUAAUGUCAUUGCUACCAAAGAAGAAACUCCUGAAAGUAUUAUGGCAAAACCAGAAGAAUCUCUUCCCAAUAUCAUUAGUCAUUGUAAUGCUAACAAGAAAGCCAUUGGAGAUGAUCAGUUUCCCAAACAGUGUGAUCCUGGGAAUUUCACAGAUGAAAAGAUCAUACUACCCCAAGAAAUAAAGGGAGCAUUGAAGGAGAAUUCACUGAACUCUGCAUCAGUAGACACAGUGGAAAAAUUGAGCCAAACUCCCUCAAAUAAUUUUGACACUGAAUGUGAUAGUAAUAAACUCUUAGUAUUUAUUAGUACUGAAAAAUGCAAAGAAACAAAGGACCUUUCUAAAAGUAUAGACAUGUCUACUAAUGAACUGUCUGCUACCCAGUUAGAUAAAAUUGUAGAGAAUCAUUAUUCAAAAGGAAGCACUGAACAAAGUAAUAGUGAACGAUGUGAAGAAAAUAAAGUUAGACAAAAAGUUCAAAGUAAUUCUCCAGUUAAAGAAAAAGGUGGCAGCCCCCGAAAAGUGGACAAAGGGCAUUACCAUAACCGAAGAGAUCGUUCUUCCAGUGGAGAGCGAACAAAGCAAAGUAGGAGCAAAACAGAGAACUAUUAUUAUAAAAAAAGGGUCUCCUAUAGCAGAGAAAGGACCAAAAAGAGCCGCCAUAAAUCAGAACACUGUAAUGGAAGCAAAUAUAAACCUUUUCAUAAUGAAAACAGCAGCCCUGACAGUAGAUCCUUAGGAAAACAUAACCAUUAUAGGUCCAGAAGUAGAGGAAAGUCUGAUCAGGAAAGGGGUAGAUAUUAUCAUUCUAAAAGUGAGCGAUCUUGGAGUCGGGAAAAAUAUCCAGAUGGAAUGAGAAGAUGGGACAAAUAUAGGUAUUACAGUGAUUAUUAUCCUUAUUCUUCAAGGGAUGGUAGAGAGUGGAAGCCAUCUCACAGUGAUCGAGAAUAUGACAAAGCAAGUCAGUACAAUAGUAGAUCACACAAGGACUAUUAUAAAAGCAAAUGGGUUCAUGAGCCAGCACCUAAAGAGAAAGAAAGGCAUCACUCGAACAGUAAUAAAGUAGACCUGUCCCAUUGUGCAUCUCUUCCUCAACAUCCUGAAAAAUAUUCUCAUGACAAAAUUGCACUUGAAGAAAACAGUUCAAAUAUUUGUAGCCAGUUUCAUGAGCAUGAAAUUGUAAAAAUGAGGAAAAGGAAAUAUGAUAGCAUAGAAAAUAAUGACAGUGACUUAGAAAAGAAAAUCCCCAAACCCUUGCAAAAUGAGCCAUUAGAAGAGCAGAAAGUAAAGAAGCACAAAAAAUCGAAAAAGAAAAAGAAAUCCAAAGACAAACACAGAACUCGAAGUUGCAAGCAUCAUCAAGAUUCGGAUCUUUCUGUAGCCAACUCCAAAGCUGACCUUCGCAAACACAAAAAGAAGAAGAAGAAAAAGAAGAAACAUGCAAAAAAAUCAGAGGACUAUAUUGAACAUUCAGAUCUUCAUGUACUCAAGAUUUCCUGCUCUGAGACUGAUAACAAAACCUGGGAGAGAAAGGACAAAUCUCCCUUCAAAGAUGGCUUGCCAUCUGAGGACUACCUGAAAUAUAAUAAACUUUUUCAUGAGGAAGAUGCUGAUCACCCUGGGAAAACCAAACACUUAAGAAUGGAAAGCCAGGAUCAUAAAUGUCACCCCGCUGAGUAUGGCCAGGCUAAAGACCUCCUCUCUCAUAAGGACUACAGUCAGAAGGUUUCCAGUAAACAGUUGGAUGACAGUUCUGCAAGUACAGAUGAAUCUAGAUGGAAAGUGAAUGAAAACUCAUCCUCAAAAGAAAAAAUACACUAGUUACUGAUUCAGAGUGUUCAACUGAAGCCAUCCCCAACACAGCUUAAAUUAUAUUUAUAAAUAUAGAAAAUGAUUAACUGUUCAAAUCCAUAAGUGGUGCUUCUUCAGUAAAUACUGUACAGGAUUUUACCAUGGAAGAACUUUUUUUUAAUUUUUACCUUGAGACUUUUUCUUAAUUACCCUUAAUCCAAAUGGAUGAAAACUUUCUACAACUGCUGACCGUUGUAAAAUACCGUGUAUAUAAUCACAUUGAAAAUAAUGCCCUGGAAUAGAACAUCUCAAAUGCUGCUUAAUUACAGACUCAGGUUGAUUACUUGUAUUUCAUGUAAUGUUACUCCAAGUUAGACAUCUGGUGCAAGACCAAGCCAGGAAACCAUGGAAUUAUUUAAAAAGGAGGGGGUGGGAGGGAAGUGGGAAGGGGAAAAAAAAGAAAAAGAAAAAAAACUGUGUAUAUUUAAUUUAAAGACUUAUUUAAAGAUUCACAAGCUCUUACCUAGAAUUUUGAGAGAGAGCUCUCUGUUUUCUGUGAUGUCUGAUACUAGAAACUAAUUUGCUUCACAUUUUAGUUGUAUUCAAGAUUUGAAGAUGUAUUUUAUAGACAAGUUCUGUUUCUGAACUUUGUGGAAACACACCAAUCAAUUUACCAGUUAUGAUGAGCAUUUACAUUAUGAAUGUAUAACCCAAACUUUAUUUGUAAAGCCUACAGUAUGUUUUUAUUACAUAACACUUUUUUAUACAGUCACUUGUCUUGACUAUACAAUAUUGGAGUCUGAGUUGUCAGUUUGGUCCCUUAAAGUUUCUAGUUACAGACAAAUUCAUACUGUGAUUUUAUUUUUAAUAUGGAAAUGCUAUCAAACUGUGAUAUACUUAUAAUUCACUGGUCCUGCAUCAGGAGAUGGAGUGGGGAAAACUGUAUUUAAUACAGUUUAUAUCUGAAUAAUCUGUAUGGUUUAUACAGUCUGUGUUGUUCAGAGAUGUCUAAAGUUUGAUCUUUGUUUUUUUAAAGAUUAUAAAAGCACUUGCCCCACUGUAAAUAUAUAGCAUGUAAAAUUUAUAUAGUAUAUAAAAUACAGCAAAGU
Molecule: messenger RNA, 5418 nt
Organism: Dromiciops gliroides (monito del monte)
Lineage: Eukaryota; Metazoa; Chordata; Mammalia; Microbiotheria; Microbiotheriidae
Gene: USP42
Product: ubiquitin specific peptidase 42
Exons: 19
Coding region: 137-4339 (1400 amino acids)
Biological process (GO): regulation of apoptotic process; protein deubiquitination
Cellular component (GO): nucleus; cytosol
Molecular function (GO): cysteine-type deubiquitinase activity; cysteine-type endopeptidase activity
Source: RefSeq, a predicted model, not a curated record